This is a messenger RNA of Penicilliopsis zonata CBS 506.65, 2697 nucleotides long. RefSeq lists its product as hypothetical. The transcript is spliced from 4 exons. Lineage: Eukaryota; Fungi; Ascomycota; Eurotiomycetes; Eurotiales; Aspergillaceae. The record is from RefSeq and is a predicted model, not a curated record. Gene Ontology annotation, cellular component: nucleus. Bases 371 to 2413 code for a protein of 680 amino acids.
UCUGGAUGUCGAUUCGAGACUUUUUGUUGCUUGCCGUUUUCUAAAAGCACCGACAGACUUCAACUCGCCGGCCAGUCGUUACUCAUUCUUGUCUCGGACGGUCCACCAGUGACUUUCCGACAUACGCUCGUUUUCCUCGCAAUAAAUUCCCUGUCAUUCGCUUCCCUUGUAGGGUGUCCCGUCUCGUUGCAGUUAUCGCUGCAACACCUUCAAACUGGCUUACCCGAAGACUCACGGUAUUCCGUUCGACCCGGAGUUCCAAACGCCCCUGAUACUGGACGAGUCAUUGGACUUCUCUGAUCCUGAAGAGUCACGGUUCCGUGGUGCCUUCUCAGACGGCCUGCUGGCCAAGUCUGAGCCCAUCCUGUCUAUGGCGGCUUUUCCGAAACAUACCUCCGCUGCCUUGAUCGAUUACGGCGCGUCACGAUCUCUGCAAGAUGGUGUGCCCUACCCGAGCUACGGCCAGCCCCAAUAUGUGCCUACCCAGCUCGUUCCGUCUCCCAUGGUCGAUCAGGUCAGCCAGGUUUCGGACUGCGUGCCAUACCUGACGAAUCAGGACUAUGCCAGCUCGUACGAAGAGGCUCGCUCCCCCAUGCUUCUCGAUCAGUCUCAGCCUGUGCCGGAGGUGCUCUCCUACACGCCGCAACGCGGCGGCGAAGGCACCCGCGUCUUUGUCCAGAUCCAGUCCCCAUAUGACCUACACACCUCAUCGUACGCCGCCCUCUUCCUGGUUUUCGGAACCAAGAAAUGCGAAUGCAUCCCCCAUUUCUUGGGCUUCCAGGGUUCUGCUUUCCAAUACGGCCUGUCUGUGGAUGCUCCCGACUUCAUGUUAACCGGCUCCCCGUCUUUUGCCGUCCCGCUCCAGGUCUCGCUGCACAUGCAGGAGGACGCCCUUCCCACCACCACCCUCCAGGUGGGCGUCUAUACCUAUGAACACGCGACCGCGCACUCUCCCCCGUCGGACGAGUCCAAGAAGCGACGCAUUCCAACCUCCUUCUCCGAACCCCUCCUCGCGCCUCCCAGCAAACGGGCCUCCAUGCAGACGAUCCCCAUGAGUAAGGACACGUUGGACACCGCCUCGCACCAUGAGCUUGAGCGCGCGGGGUCGUACUCGCCCUUCCUCCCGGCUCUGCCAACCGUCCACGCUGUCCCCGGGUAUGCGGCCUCCUCCUAUGCGCCUUCGCCGUCCGGCCGGUUGGCUUCCAUCCAGUAUGCCAACGUAUCGGCUCCAGGGCAGCCAACCCUCCGGGCGCCAUCGCCGCUGACGCCGACGUGGAGUCCUGCUUCUUAUGUCCCAGUCGCGUGUGACACGCGGGCCACCACCGCCGCCACAACCACCACCACCACCACCGGACUGACCGUGAGCCACUCCCUGCGUCAGCAGAAGGCGGUUUCACCCGCCGCCCGUGCCGGCAACCCAACUCUGAUCCGCACGUCCACCUUGCAGACGGCGACGAACCUGUCCCACGCGCAGCCGUUCAACCCCUAUGCCAUGUAUCCAUCCAAGGCGGUUCUCAAACUCAACGGUGACCUGGACGCCAUGGCUGAGGGCUGGAGCAAGGACGAACGCGAGGCCAGACGGCGUCUUGUCCAGUUCACCCGCGCGCAGAACGGCAGCACCAUCCACGCCGACUUCAAGCCGGUGGCCCCCGAGGACCGUGCCCCGAAUAGCAUCUGCAUCAGCUGCAUCUACUGGGACGGCAAGGACGAGUGCUUCGUCACUAGCGUGGACACCAUCUACCUGCUCGAGUCGCUCGUCGGCGUCCGAUUCACCGUCGAGGAGAAAAACCGUAUCCGCCGUAACCUCGAAGGCUUCCGCCCCCUGACCGUUUCCAAGGCCAAGGCCGACAGCGAGGACUUCUUCAAGGUCAUCAUGGGCUUUCCGGCGCCCAAGCCCCGCAACAUCGAGAAGGACGUCAAGGUUUUUCCCUGGAAGAUCCUGGCUCACGCCCUGAAGAAGAUCAUCGGGAAAUAUUCUGCUAGCUACUCCUCGACCGCGUCGGCUCUCCCCGCCUCCAUUGCCUCCAACUUUGCCAGCCAUCCGGCCACUUCGGAUUCCGGCGCGGAGACGAACAACAUGCCGUCACCGCAGUCGGUGUCCGACUCGGCCCAAUCGAGCACGUAUGGGGCCAGUCUGACGGCCCCCGUGUACUCGCCGUCCAUUGACCCCUCCGUUGGGCCAGCAGAUUUCCGCUCCAUGCUCCCUGCGGCCAGUCACCCGUACGGGCCCACCCCAUCUGCAUACGCCUACGCUCCUCACGCCCAUCCUGGCCACCCGGCCCCAAUACCCCGGCAUUCGUCGUGGGAUAUCCAUCCAGUCAACGUCAAUGGAGCCUCUGCGCCCACGGCUGUUACUUCCUACUACGUCCCUCCAGUGUCGUAUCCUAUCCUCGAGUCGUCCAACGGUCUGUAAUUGUUGCCUUCUCCCCCUUUACCCCGAUAUAUCGAACUGCAUACAACCGGCGUUUUUCGACAUUUGUUUAACCUUUUUUGCCAUUUUUAACGUUUUUCCUAUUCAUUUUUGAUUUCUUGCUUUUUUGAUUGCCCCCCCCUGCUUUCUCCUCCAUUAUCUCUGUUCCUCUGGUCUCACUAUUUGUCCUGUUGCAUUGCCAUUGGUUAUUUGGAUCCAGUUUUUUUUUCCUUUUUUCUUUUUUCAGGUGCUCUUUAGACUGGCCGUGAUACUCCUCUUCUUUUCUU